Molecule: messenger RNA, 1057 nt
Organism: Arachis stenosperma
Lineage: Eukaryota; Viridiplantae; Streptophyta; Magnoliopsida; Fabales; Fabaceae
Exons: 3
Coding region: 1-939 (312 amino acids)
Biological process (GO): response to desiccation
Cellular component (GO): cytosol
Source: RefSeq, a predicted model, not a curated record
AUGCAUAAACCAAAAAUGGUGGAGAAGGAUGAAAAUGAAAAUGAAAAUGAAAAUGAAGAAGAUGAAAAGAGUGGAUUUUUUCAUGCGGUGAAGGAUUUCAUUCAUGACGUUGGGGAGAAGAUCGAGGAGGUAGUUGGGUUCGGGAAGCCAACUGCUGACGUGGCCGCAGUACACAUUUCAUCCAUCAAUGUUGACAAGGCAGACCUUGUUCUUGAUUUGGUGAUAAAGAACCCAAAUCCAGUGCCUAUCCCUCUAAUAGACAUAAACUAUUUGAUCGAGAGUGGUGAGAGAAAAUUAGUUUCAGGAUUGAUACCAGAUGCAGGUACAAUACAUUUACACGGAGAAGAGACCAUACAAGUUCCUGUCACUUUGGCAUAUGCAGAUAUCAAAAACACUUAUCAUGAUAUUCAACCCGGAAGCAUUCUUCCAUAUAGGGUGAUGGUUGACCUAAUUUUUGAUGUUCCUAUUUUGGGAAGGCUAACCUUGCCUAUGGAGAAAACAGGAGAAAUUCCAAUUCCGUACAAGCCUGAUGUCAAUGUUGAGAAAAUUCAGUUCGAGAGAUUCUCUACUGAAGAGACGGUUGCUAUUCUUCACAUGAAAAUAGAGAAUAAGAACGACUUUGAUCUGAACGUCAAUGCACUUGAAUAUGAGGUGUGGCUUGGUGAUGUGAACAUUGGAGGUGCAGAGCUACCGAAAUCCGCAACGAUUGAGAAAGGUGGAAUCAACUUCAUUGAUAUUCCAGUGACCUUUAGGCCUAAGGAUUUUGGAUCUGCAGUUUGGGAUAUGAUUAGAGGAAGGGGAACUGGCUACACCAUAAAAGGAAAUGUUGAUGUUGACACGCCGUUUGGUGCAAUGAAGUUGCCCAUCAGCAAAGUCGGUGGUACUACGAAAUUGAAGAAGAAAAAGGAUUGUGAUGGUGAUGAUGAUAAUAAGGAUUGAAGAACAAUUUGCAUCAAGUUAUCAGAGGUUGUUUAAUUUAGAAAACUUAGUUCCACUAAAAAUUAAAAUUGAGAAGAGACCUUGAGUAUAAUUCAAGGCAUUACUUCUUAGUCCUGAU